Messenger RNA from Symbiodinium natans, 3540 nucleotides. NCBI's taxonomy places the organism in Eukaryota, Dinophyceae, Suessiales, Symbiodiniaceae. The record is from the annotation of a GenBank genome assembly.
AUGAGGAAGAGUGCCUGCUUGGUCUCCUGCGCAACUCAUGAACCGACUUCCAGGUUGGUGGCUACACCAAAACCUGUUGCCAGACCUGCGGACCCAUUGGAAGUUAAGGAGAGAGAAGCGCUGGCAGAUCAGGCAGACGCAUCUCGCACAGAUGAUCCUGCAGAAGACGCCGCUUCUCCUGAACAAGCCGAGAAGGAUUCUCUCGAUGGCUUCACGCACGAGGAGAUUUCAGCUUUGUCCCAGGCAACUGCAAAGUCAAGGGCGCAACCUUUUUCAGCCAUUUCAGCUCAGGCGCUCAACCAGCUGCCAGAGGUGAGCGUGCCACAGUCGCAGCCGCCAUCGGACAUCUUCCGCGCCAUGCCUAAGCAGGACAAGACACGGAGACCCACUGAAAAGCAAUUCCAAGGCCACUUUGUGUUGUCAGUGUGCUGCGUGACUGGGCUUCCAAGGACAAGCCGAAACCUGCUGGGGGAAGAGGAAGAGGUGGAGGACAAUGGCGAAGUGCGAUUGUGCUUCCAAGAAGAGUUCAGGCCAGGUCGACGGAGCAGCAUCGACACAGGGGCAGUGUCAAGAGGCCUAGAUGCAAAGAAGGGGGCAGGGCGAGGCACUUUGAAUGACGUCUACAUCGCAAAAGACAGUGUGAAGCGCAUGUUGGGUCGUCCGAAUUCGGUGCAGAAUAGAUCUUUUACCAGCGAGUUUGUCCGAGUGAUUGAUGAUUUGCGUGCAGCUUCCCUGGAUGAGGAGGAGCCUUCAAGCAGUGUACAGUUUCGGCUGGGCUCUUGUCAGGGCCUUUGGCGCAGUUUCCACAGUUUUCCUUCCGUGCCCAUGUUGACCAUGAGGCUCAUCGGUUCCUGCAGUGGUGGCUCACUCUUAAAAUUUGCCCUCCAUGACUUGAAGCGAAGCGCCAAGGUUGCGUUUUGGUAUGUCGUGUCAUUCUUCGGCAUUGUGCUGAACAAGACGAUCCUCUCACCAGGUGAACAAGGCCGUGUUGAUGUUGGGCCUUUGGCUUUGGUGCUGGUCCAGAUGCUGUCCACGGUCGUCUUUGGCAAGAUGCGCGAAGUCAUUGGCAGUCGUGGAGCUUCUUCCACUUCAACAGCGAAGCUAGAUUGGGUCAAGUUGAGAAAAAGCUUGCUGGUCCUUGGCCUCUUCCGGUUCUUCGUGGCCGUGAUGGGCUUAAUCAGCUUGCGAUACGUCGCGGCGUCCUUCACAGAGACAAUCAAGGCCUCCAGCCCCUUCUUCACAGUGGUGGCUGCUUGGUUCUUGACCGGUGAGCAGACGCCGCUGCCGGUGAUGAUGACCCUGAUACCGGUCAUGCUAGGCCUCAUCUCAGCCGCAGCCGGCGAGCACUCCUUCACGCACGUUGGUUUUGCGGCUGCUGUCCUGGCCAACUUAGCCGAAUGCGUGCAGAACGUUUUCUGCUCGCAGCUGCUUCAGCCAGGACCUGAUGGAGCCAGACUCACCUCCGGCCAGCUCCAGUACUACAGUGCCUGCGCUUCAUUGGUGGUUCAGAUCCCAUUCUUUGCUGCAGCUUUUCUUCAAGGCAGCCUGGUUCUUCCCGUUGGGGCAGUGCACUGGACGUGGCUUUUUACUGCAGGUUUUGCGUAUUUCUUACAGUCGGCUUUAGCCUUCAAAAUCAUGUCAUGUUACUCUCCUGUCACCCUCUCUGUGAUGAACACUGCGAAGAGGGCGUUGAUCAUUUGCUUCUCCGCUCUCUAUUUCGGCAAUGUCAUUACUGACACAGCCUUGUGUGGCACUGUCGUCACACUGCUGGGCAGUGGUUUAUACAGUUAUCUGAAGAGCACUAUCCGAGCUGCUCCGAGUGUCAAAGCUGGAGGGAAGGACUACAAAUCGGAGGAGAGCUCCUCCAAGGCCGUGGCCGUGCUGACGACCAAGGCCUCGGGCAAGACUGUUUCGAGCGCAGGCAAAGUGGCGCAGCACAAGGCAGGUCUGGACAAGCCAUUCCACUUCUGGCAUUUUCUGAGCUCUUUCUGCUUCGGCACAGUAUCUUUCGACAACCAAGGUGCUCUGCGUCUGCAAGCGUUGCCAGUGCCUCGCUUGGCAAGGCGGGAUACACAGCAUCCACGCACCCGCAGCCCGGGCAUCCCGGCCCGGCAGCAGGUCAUCCAAGAUCAGGCGACAACGAGCUGCCGCAUCACCUCCAAGCUUCCGGGAGACCUAUGCAAGUUUUCACUUGCGGUUGCGGGCACCUUGGCGCAGAGCUGUUGUGCUCACUCUUGCUGCAGCGCGGCAUUCGCAGCGUCCUGGACGUGCGUGAGCUGGACCACAGCACAAAGCGGCCAUGGUUCAACAGCGACGUGCCCCUAUGCAAGUGUCCUGGCAGAGACCAUGGCCAACUUUGGCUUGGAGUACAGGUACUCCGGCCAGCAGGAAGAAAACGUUUGGGCGGCCGUGGUCAUUUCAGCUCUGUUGGAGCUGCCGCCGCCUCGUUGCUUGCUGGGCCUGCGAUCUUUGGCGAGGGAGUGCCCCCGGCUUCGUUUAGCACAGCAUCUCACAGAAAUGGAGUGGGAGGUCAUCCAUCUGCAGCCGUGUUCAGAGGCUCCGCCUGAGCUCAAGCUUGUUGAGUACCCGCACACCGAAGUCUAUGCCCGGCAAGAAUACCUGGCCGAGCACAUCUGCAAAGUGACUGCCGGCCUGAAGGCCGAAAUGGGGCUUUCCACCAGCUGGCAGCAACGGAUACAGGCACGUUAUCGUGUCAUUUCUUGGGACAAGUGGGACGCAACCAGGCGCUUUCCGGCACCUGGGGAGCCAGCACUCGUGAUCGCCUUGCCGUUCGAGACCUCUCUUCUAGCGAUUCCGGGUUUUCUCACCAAGGAGGAAAUCUUCAAACUGCAGCAAGCAGCAUUGCCGGGAGCCCUGAGCUACGAACAACCUAGACGUCAGGUGAGAAAUCCUGAUGGGAGCUUCACACACUUCAACGAGCGGCAUAAAGAGGCGUGGCUUUGCAACGAUUACGACUACCGCGACACUCGCCGUGUUGCGCCACCUCGCGUACAUGUUGGACAAAAGUUGUCUGGCAAGCUAGAGGAGACCCUCAUGCGCGCUGCAGAGGCAAUCUCCUCACCAUUAAAUGGCAUCAUGUGCAGAUGGGAGCCACCAGGUAUCCACCUGAAAGAUGGACCACACACGUACGCCACUCAUUGUGGAUGGGGACAUGACACCGUCAUUGCUCUCAUGGCUGUUGGCGCGACGCGAGUGUACCACAUCCAUGGCAUUCCCUGGUACUAUGGUCGAGGCCGACGUGAAGUUGCCUCUGUCAACAUCCCGCUCGAAGAAGGUUUGCUGAUUGCUUUGGGUGGGCCCCUCCGCGAGAAGUGGCUCUAUGCGCAGCCUCGCGAUGAGGAGUUGCUUCCUGAGCGUGUGCAGUUCACGCUGCAGCUCCAUGCAGACGCAGAAGUCAUGAAGGGUGGAGAUCAAGCUGCUGCCUACAGCUGGACGGAAGACUGCGAAGGCAGUCAGGAGUUGCCAGCCAAACCAAGUUUGCCACAACAUCGGGAACGGGAUGGUUUGAUGACUGGUUGA